This is a messenger RNA of Meloidogyne enterolobii, 900 nucleotides long. NCBI's taxonomy places the organism in Eukaryota, Metazoa, Nematoda, Chromadorea, Rhabditida, Meloidogynidae. The record is from the annotation of a GenBank genome assembly.
UUUUCUCACAGCAAUCCAGAUACCUUUAUCCGAACCGAUAUGUCUCCAUACCAUCUUUUCAAGUUUAGAGUUUGGAUUUUCUAUUUUUCUAAGUCAGGCCAACGUCCGAGACAAUUUUUCCGUUCUCAAUUCUUUUUUUGCUUCAAUUUUUUAAAUAUAAAAUUUGUACUUAUGGGUACACCUUUUUACAACUUCUUUUGUCUUUUUAAAAAUAAGGGUUAUCUUUCCUCUACCUCUCCAAUCAUUAAAAUAUUCUUUAUUUUCAUUACUCUCUUAAAAAUCCUUUUGGCCAUAAUUAUUUAAAUUGGGUGGCUCUUUAAACAAUUUGGACACCUGCCUUUUCUUCUUUUUUCAUCCCCACAUUUAUUAUACAUAUUUUUUCUCUUCUUUUAUGUAAUUUUUGGGGAAAUUUUUUCUUUAAAAAUUUUUUAAAUUAAAAGUUAACUGACCCGGCUAUUAUUGUCAGCCGUGUCCAAAAAGUGGAGACUGUAUUUCCUACAAUAUUGCUUAACAGGGCUGUAUUUUUCAACUAUCCUUCAGACUGGGGAUUUAUGUAUUAAGAGGAUAGGGCACUAAUUGAGGGGGGCUUUAUUAGUGGGAGUACGGUAAUUAAUAUUAAUUUUUUAUUCAUUUAUUAUGACUUUAAAAACCAUUUUAUUAAGAAAAGUGUUUUUCUGAAAUGUUCGCCUAUUAUCGCCUAAAACGUUUUUAAAAGCUGGCCACAAGCUCUUAGACGUCCUCAACAAUUUUUUCCUCUCAACGCUAUUUUUUAUUGCCUUUUAAACAUGUUUUAUCUCUCUCUCUCUGACCACUCUUUCCAACAAUGUUCCUCCCCUAAGGCGGUUGGCAAUAGCGGCUGGCUGACAGAAAUGUAUGACAGAAAAUAUAAUAGCAACAACA